Molecule: messenger RNA, 3588 nt
Organism: Penicillium taxi
Lineage: Eukaryota; Fungi; Ascomycota; Eurotiomycetes; Eurotiales; Aspergillaceae
Product: GTPase-activating protein LRG1
Exons: 6
Coding region: 1-3588 (1195 amino acids)
Biological process (GO): signal transduction; actin cytoskeleton organization
Cellular component (GO): cytoplasm
Source: RefSeq, a predicted model, not a curated record
AUGGCCCCCGCUGAGCUCCCGGCUAGUCUGGUCGCUGGUAAACCUCAUCCCACACUCAAUACUGCUGGCUAUGGAACAAGCUACCAACGAAAUACCCCGACUUCACCAGAAGACAGUCUGAUCCCCUUCGAGUCUCCAACGACUCGAACAGCAGGAAAUAGCCCCUUGACCCCAGACGACGCACGCACAGGGCGCUCACUGGAGCCAGAACAAGCGGGAUACCGAGAUCAAUCAAAUAUCCGUGAUCGAUCGCGCCCGAAUGGACGACCUCCUACCAAAUCACCUGCCUCCUCGAGAGUGUGCCAAAAAUGUAAUGAGCCUCUAACAGGCCAGUUUGUGAGAGCGCUAGGUGGAACUUUCCAUCUCGAGUGCUUCAAGUGCGAGGACUGCGGAGAGAUUGUUGCUUCCAAGUUUUUCCCCGUCGAUUCCGAAGAUGGGAGCUGUCAGUUCCCUCUUUGCGAAACCGAUUAUUUUCGACGAUUGAACCUCCUUUGCCACGAUUGUGGUGGCGCCUUGCGCGGUUCCUACAUCACAGCCUUAGAUCGAAAAUACCACAUCGAACACUUCACAUGCUCGGUAUGCCCAACUGUGUUUGGCGCUCAGGAUUCCUACUACGAACACGAGGGCAAGGUAUACUGCCACUUUCACUAUUCUACUCAGUUCGCUCAAAGAUGCCAUGGGUGUCAUACCGCGAUUUUGAAACAAUUUGUGGAAAUUUAUCGCAAUGGUCAAAAUCAGCACUGGCACCCUGAGUGUUAUAUGAUUCACAAAUUUUGGAACGUGCGCCUAUCUCCCGCCGGUCAGACUUGGGAGCCGCCCCCUGUGGAUGUGGAUGCCAGUCCAGAGGACCGUGAGCGCAUUCGUACAGAGGAAGACAUCAUGGAAGAGAAGGUCUACAAUAUCUGGAGCACUCUUUCUGCCUUUGAGGAAUCAUCCGCUGCUUGCAUUUCCGACAUGCUCUUGCAUGUUAGUAACGGGGCGUAUAUAGACGGUGUUCUCGUGGCUAAGCGGUUUAUUGGCCACGUUGAUAUCCUUUUCGCAGCCGUCGAUCAGUUGGCCGCAUUUAUCAAAUCACAGGGUGUCAAAGAAUUGUCAUACGGACGAGAGGCCAAACUCCUCUGCAAGAAGAUCGUGGCAUUCUUUGCACUUUUGUCCAAGACCCAGGAGACAGGCGUUCGGAAACUCGGUGUUACCCAGGAGCUCCUUUCUUUGGUGACGGGUCUGGCCCAUUACCUAAAGCUUCUUAUUCGCAUUGGCCUUCAAGGUGCCCUGAAGCUGGAACGUGAGAAAUCGGCACCAGUCGGUCUGCAUGAUUUCCUGACUCAUCUUGGUGACAUGGAAGGACUUGCUCCGCCGGAAGAUGACGAUGAGACCCCCAUCGAUUUGACUGCAGGUGUGGAGGGCUUGGCAGAUCAACUUUCAGAUUGCUGCAUCUCAUGCAAAGAGCCGAUUGACGACGAAUGUGUUAUUCUGGAGGAUAGGCGCUGGCAUCUUAAACCGUCUCACCUUUCUUGCUCUUCAUGUGAGAAGGACCUGAGCACAACUCUUUCAGAUGCACUCUGGCAUGAGAGCGAAAAGCGGACAUAUUGUUUGGAUUGUGUUCAUCAGCAAAACCUAGACUCAAGUGUUGUUCAUGGCUUUGCCCAGGUUUCAAAGCUACAGCAGUACGUGUUCCUGCUGAAGGUCGCACUAGCUCGUCUUUUGGCUGUGCUCCGUGCAGGAGGAUCUUUGCCUCACACGUCCGAUGAUCCCAAUCUCAACGAAUACCAGAAUAAGGAAGGCUACCGAGCCCAUGGUGGCGAUGGUCGCCGUCCCAAUACUCGCUCUAUGUCUUACAGUGGUGGUCGAGAGGGCCUGGAAGAGACCUCGCUUGAACAGACCGUUGGUGAGAUGCGCCGCCUGCGCUCGAUCCGCAAUGAACGCACCUUAUCCACCACCUAUAAGAAGGCGCGCGCAUCUCGAAUCAUUGAUGGCCCUGAAGGUCGGAGCGCCCGGCCUGGAUCUUCUGGCAAUGACGGCAGUGACCCCCGCGGUCCUGGUUUCCAAAUUGUUGAGGAAAGGGAUGCAAAUGGCGAGACUGUCAAGGAUCUGACCUUUGGAAAUCAAGAUGCUCUCACUUUGGAUGAUAUUCCACGUAUUGUUGCCGCCGAACAAGCCAAAGAACAGCGACCAAAUGCUUACAGACACGCGGGAACCAGACUUGUUGGUGCCCAGGAGCCAAUGCCUGUUUAUCGGCCUGGCCACCAACGUGGAGUGUCGGGUGCCGGUCUCGAAUACCUGAUGGAGCCUACAAUUCGUGCCAAGCGCUACUUUUCAGAACUCACUGCCCUGGAAUACUUCAUUGUCCGCCACGUUGCUGUUUUGUCCAUGGAGCCCUUGUUGGAAGGUCAGUUCAACAUGGAAGAGUUGCUUUCUCUCAUAGAGUCGAGGAAGCCCACCAUUUGGAACAUUUUUGGCCGUGCCUUCAAAGACAACAAGAAGGGUGGCAAGAAGAAGGGGGUUUUUGGUGUCUCCCUAGACUACUUGGUUGAGAAAGAGGGAACUGAGUCCAGCCAUGGUGUUGGUCCGGGUGCCUUGCGAAUUCCGGCCCUCGUUGAUGACGCUGUCUCCGCAAUGCGGCAGAUGGACAUGUCGGUCGAGGGUGUUUUCCGCAAGAACGGCAAUAUUAGGCGCCUCAAGGAUCUUGCAGAGCUCAUCGAUACCAAAUAUGAGCAGGUAGAUAUGACCAAAGAAGGCCCUGUCCAGAUUGCCGCUCUGCUGAAGAAGUUCCUUCGCGAGAUGCCGGAUCCUCUCAUGACUUUCAAGCUGCACCGUCUUUUCGUCGCAGCACAAAAACUACCCGAUAUUGAAAAACAGAAGCGAGUGCUACAUUUAGCGUGCUGUCUUCUACCCAAGGCCCAUCGUGAUACGAUGGAAGUCCUCUUCUCAUUCCUCAACUGGACAUCGUCUUUCUCACAUGUAGAUGAGGAAUCUGGAAGCAAAAUGGAUAUUCACAAUCUUGCAACCGUGAUGACCCCCAAUAUCCUGUACCCCAAUACCAAAACCAGUACUGUUGAUGAAAGCUUCUUGGCCAUCGAAGCAGUCAAUGCUCUCAUCACUUACAAUGACGCUAUGUGCGAGAUUCCGGAGGACUUGCAAUCCAUCCUCAGUGAUCCCACCCUUUUUAGAGAAAAUGCCGAGGUGACUACAAAGGAGAUCUUGAAGCGGUACGGUGAUAUCAGUCGCGGUAGCUUUUCGCAGCGAGCCGAAAACGGCGGUGAAACCUUCACAAUUACCAAUAAUAACAGAAGUGCCAAUGCCCCGACAUCUGCUCGCAUUGAGACCGAUCCUUCCCAGGAUACUGCUUGGCAGAUGCAAAGUUCUGUUCGCCACGUUCCUGGACCGAGUGGCCAAGGUCAUUCGCACUCCUCAAGUGUCACUCCCCAAGCUGGGUUGGAUUUCAUGCCUCCUCCCCCGCCUGCCGCUUAUCAUCGAGAGCGUAGCACUAGUAAUGAUAGUCAAGGUCAAGGAAACGCAGGAUCGUCCGACAGCCAAGGGCUGCCCUACCGACCUCGUCCCAGUCAAGGCGCUAUGGGAGUCACGGGGUAG